Messenger RNA from Raphanus sativus (radish), 611 nucleotides. RefSeq names its product protease inhibitor HPI. Gene Ontology annotation, molecular function: serine-type endopeptidase inhibitor activity. Gene Ontology annotation, biological process: response to wounding. The record is from RefSeq and is a predicted model, not a curated record. Bases 105 to 317 code for a protein of 70 amino acids. NCBI's taxonomy places the organism in Eukaryota, Viridiplantae, Streptophyta, Magnoliopsida, Brassicales, Brassicaceae. The transcript has 2 exons.
CCGACACCGACAUAGACGUAUCCUCUCUAUAAAUUGAACUCAAAUCCCUUAAGACGAGCAUAGCAAAUACAUCACAACACUACACAGAUAACAGAGGAAGAAAAAUGUCGUCCGAGUGUCCUGGGAAGAACUCGUGGCCAGAGCUUAUGGGAACAAAUGGAGAUUAUGCAGCGUCAGUGAUAGAAAGAGAGAACAGGAGAGUGGAUGCAAUCGUAAUUUUGGAUGGAACUCCAGUGACUGCAGACUUCAGGUGCGACCGGGUCAGGGUUAGGGUUGAUAGAAACCGUAUCGUCGUCAAAGUCCCUACCGCCGGCUAGACCUGCAUACAGAACACGUACGCGGUUACCAUAUCUGUAUAAUAUGAAUAAAAUAAAACUUUAUAUAAUGCAUGGUUCAUAGUUGGUCAUGAUGUAGGUUAUAGGAUAUCUUUUGCGUGAAUAAUUUCGUUUUUGGUUACCCGAACGGUUUGGGAUGUAUAAAGCUAUAAAUAAGUGUGUUUUUUUUUUGACAUCAGCUAUAAAUAAGUGUUUAUAUAACGCAAUGGUUGCGAUUUGAAUAAAUUUAACAUCCUAUUAGUUCUUAAGAUAUGGGAUCAUCAAUGAUAUUCAAAA